Molecule: messenger RNA, 2821 nt
Organism: Caenorhabditis sp. 36 PRJEB53466
Lineage: Eukaryota; Metazoa; Nematoda; Chromadorea; Rhabditida; Rhabditidae
Source: the annotation of a GenBank genome assembly
AUGGACAUCCACAGAGCACUCUCGGCGCUUUUCUCGAAUCAGGCGGCCGUUCAGCCUCUGCUCGGCUCACUUGGCUUCCCGUUCGCCGACGGCGGAUUCGGAGCGCUCGCCUCGAAAUUGGACGCGCCGCUCGGCAUAGUUCCGUUCGAUUCGGCCGGUCUGCCGACGUCCACCUCUUCGUUGUUGACGCCCACGAAAAAAGCAAAGUUGGAGGAGGAUCUGUGCAGUCCGGUCUCGAGUCGUUCCAGCACGGUCAGCAGUUCUCACGUGAGUCUUUUUCGAUAUUCAAGACAAGAUAACAAAAAGUUGUAAACUGAUAAAAUGCUCUCAAAAACACAUUCGGCACUUUUUAUCUGUUGAACAAUUUUUGAUGUCGGUUUGAAUUCCUUCCUAUUAUUUAGCAUUUUCGGCACUUGAUUUCAAGAUGAGGUGCUUUGGUGCCAAACCAAAACUCUUCCAUAUUUGCAGUUCUCCAGUCCACAACGCUCUCCAUCGCGUAAGCCGUCUUGUCCGAUUCCGGAGGAGAAAAAGGUGUGUUUCCUUUUUCUUCUUGUGCUUUAUUGUUUACACAAAAGUGUUCUGUUACGCAACUUGACUCCUGUCACUUGCGCAACACGAGCACACGUCUCCAGACACGGCGCACAGCUCGGGGGCUUUGACUUUCUUUUUAGUUGUGACCUACUUUGACUAUGAAUCGUCAUUCAUUUUUCUUCAAACUCGGUUCUGAGAUCAUUGCAGUCUGCAAUGCAAAAUGAGUUUCUUGCCAGAGCCUCUCUUCAACAAAAAACCGUACUGCUCGGUUACCGUAAUCCCCUAGCCCUAGCCAGCUAACCUACAAUAAUUGCUGCCGGAUGUUGGCAUUCAUCCAUUCAAAAAAAAGCCUCAUCCGAGGUUUUAUCGUGCGGUAGCUGCUGACCUCCCCCCCCUCCUCCUCUGGUCCCGGACCGCCAAUUACUGCUCUUCUUCCUCUUCUUCUGCUGCUCAUUGUUUCGCGCCACCCAACUGUUGCCUUCGUUUCCGAGCGAUAAUUGCGUCUGCCGGAGGGGAUGUGCUAUUCGACGACCACCGUGUCGGAAUUUGAAUGGAUGACAGAGAGACCCUGAGGUGUUUUUUUGGGUCGAGGACUAGGUUCUCGGUUGCAAAACGUCGAACAGUUUCGCAACCGCGUUUCUCUAACGCUUCGAUAAGCCCACAAUACCAUGGCCGGUUGCGAAUCGUCUGUCAAUAGUGAAAUGAAACUCUGCAACGCCCAUUCAACAUGUUUAACACUAAUUACCAAAGCCGUCCGGUUGCAAGACGUCCUAUACUGAUUCGGAACGCUUUGCAACCAUAUCACACCAGUUCUAUCGACUAUUUGGUUGCGAAACGUCUUCGGGUGUCUGUAAGAAUUUGAAUAUGCGUGGGCGGACGUAAUGAUGAGAGGGUUGACCGGACACAUUGCGUUGCGCAACCCUAUCCACCUACUGUUCCCUCUAGAGAGGUUCCUAUAUUUACAUUAUUCAUGUUCUCUCUCUCAUUCAUCACCGGGUGUACUACGGUAGAGCGCAUUUGCACCAAAGAAACUCUGAUAUCGAGUGUCAAAAAGCGGUCGGCGAGCACGGCCGCGCAACGCGUAAAAGAGCGUCGAACAGUUGUGUUUCUAGUGUAAACGGGAGACUUUUUACGCGACCACUCUUCUAGGCGAUGUUGUGUAAAAUGCGCGACCUCUGCGACCAAUGUUGGGUUACGAAGAAGAUGUAAAAAGUGUGUGGUGCGAUAUCUUUUCCCCCGAGUAAUCUUAUGAUAGUGAGAAGAUGAGUCGAAGAAGGGAAGCUGAGAUUAGGCAGCGUCCAAAGUCUCGGAAAACCCGCAAAUGUCGCGGAUUUUGCAGUCCACACAGUCGGCAGAAAUUUGUUUUCAACGGUAUUUUUUUGAAAAAAAUUUAAAUUUAUAGAGAAUAUUUGAAAUUUUUUUAAAUUUCUUGGGUAAAUUUUUCAACGGUAUUUUUUAAAUUGAAAUUUCUCGAGAAUAUUUGCAAUUUUUUUCAAAUUUCUUGGGUAAAUUUUUCAACGGUAUUUUUUUGAAAAAAAUUUAAACUUCUCGAGAAUAUUUGCAAUUUUUUUAAAUUUCUUGGGUAAAUUUUUCAACGGAAUUUUUUUGAAAAAAAAUUUAAAUUUCUCGACAAUAUUUGCAAUUUUUUUCAAAUUUCUUGGGUUAAUUUUUCAACGGAAUUUUUUUGAAAAAAAUUUAAAUUUCUCGUCAAUAUUUGCAAUUUUUUUCAAAUUUCUUGGGUAAAUUUUUCAAAAAAAUUCCGUAGUUUUUAUGGUGUACGGUAACACUCGUUUAGCUGUGCGCACCCCGGAUUUCCCGCAAAUUUCUGCCGACUUUGGACUGCAAAAUCCGCGAGAUUUGCCGGUUUUCCGAGACUUUGGACGCGGCAUUAGGGAUUGACCACUUUGAGAAGUCUUUGCCUACUGGUUUUGGUUGUUAAACGUAUUUUUAUAUGGAUAUCUUCUUGAAUUAAGAACGACACUCUCACAUAAAACCUUUCUGAACAUGACACUUUUUUCAGGACGACGCCUACUUCGAACGGCGCCGGAAAAACAACGACGCGGCGAAGCGUUCGCGUGACGCGCGACGUCACAAAGAGGAGGCAAUCGCGGCGAAAGCGCAUGCGUUGGAGCAAGAGAAUCUCCAACUUCGCGGUCAAAUAACCAUUCUGCAACAGGAGGCCGCCAAACUUCGAUUCCUUUUGUAUUCGACCAAACCGUCGCCGACUUCCACGUCGACUUCCGAAGAUUCGGACACUUCGAAGCAGGACGAUUCGAGCAUCGAAGUGUGA